Ostreococcus lucimarinus CCE9901 is the source of this 327-nucleotide messenger RNA. RefSeq lists its product with no specific name. NCBI's taxonomy places the organism in Eukaryota, Viridiplantae, Chlorophyta, Mamiellophyceae, Mamiellales, Bathycoccaceae. The transcript has a single exon. The record is from RefSeq and is a predicted model, not a curated record. The coding region runs from base 1 to 327 and encodes 108 amino acids.
AUGGGUUGUUGCCUGAGCACCCCAGCAUUCUAUCACCCCGACCUGCUCGCAGUUCUUCAAGUUCAGGGGAAACACGACUUCACGUCCUGGCGCAUCGCCCCCCUGCUGAAAACCCAUGCGCCGUCGCCUCUCUACAUGCGUGCCCGUGACCCAGAUUGGUCGAGAAACUCACCCGUGGCGAUCGAGCUUGUAGAUAUCUUGAACGGCGCACUGAAGGACAUGGGGGGGUGGCCCAUUUGUGAAACGAUCCGAUGCUGGUCUGCUAUACGCUUCCCGGUGGGUUGCACACCGCCGAAAAUGGUAGAGGCAUUUGAGAAAGUUUGUUAG